Xenopus tropicalis (tropical clawed frog) is the source of this 2354-nucleotide messenger RNA. It is a transcript of the gene tyrp1, whose product is annotated as tyrosinase-related protein 1. Gene Ontology annotation, biological process: positive regulation of melanin biosynthetic process; melanin biosynthetic process. Gene Ontology annotation, cellular component: melanosome membrane; cytoplasmic vesicle membrane; bounding membrane of organelle. Lineage: Eukaryota; Metazoa; Chordata; Amphibia; Anura; Pipidae. The transcript is spliced from 9 exons. The record is from RefSeq and is a predicted model, not a curated record. Gene Ontology annotation, molecular function: oxidoreductase activity. Bases 357 to 1961 code for a protein of 534 amino acids.
UUACCAAGUUUCUCUUACAUAGUUUCCUCUGACCCAUGCCAGGACCCUGCAGUCACAAGGAGAUCAGCAUGUAAAUGGUCAUGUGCUGCAGAGGCUACUGCUGAUAUAAAGGAUUAGAGGGAGCAGAGAGAUCUCUCCUGGCUGCAUCUAAAGGGAUUAACAAGGCAUGGGCUAUAAAACAAACUAGUUAGCUGAUUUCACUUAUUAGCCCUGCUUAUUUUCCAGCACAAAGAAGCACAGCCCAGUUCUGAAAAUAACAAACAGGAUACCACCAAGCAGGAGAAGGCAGGAACCCAAGGACCGCGGUCUCAAUCAGUCUCUCCUCUUCUGAUACUGUGGCUGCUCAAGACAGCAUUAUGUCUCUCUACAAAAAUUGCAGUCUUUACAUUGUGGUAAUUUUAUUCCUCCAUCAUUAUGAUCAAGUAUCUGCACAAUUUCCCAGACAAUGUGCCACUGCGCAGGCACUGCUAAGUGGGGAAUGUUGCCCAGGGCUUUUCCCUGGACAGUCCCCAGAUCCUAAUGACCAAUGUGGACUUUCUCUGGGUCGUGGUCAGUGUGGCCCAGUCACAGUGGACACUCGACCUCAUGGACCCCAGUACCGUCUUGAUGGACUGGAUGACAGAGAGCAAUGGCCCAUACGUUUCUUCAACAGGGCUUGUAGAUGCAAUGGAAGAUUCUAUGGUCACAACUGUGGCAGCUGUAAACCUGGGUGGACCGGGGACAACUGUGAUCAACCAGUUGCAGUUGUCAGGAGGAAUAUCUUAGAACUUCGUGAGGAGGAGAAGAGACGGUUUGUCAAUGCGUUGGACCUUGCUAAGAAUACUAUGCAUCCUGACUAUGUUAUAGCAACAAGGCGCUAUGCAGAAUUAAUAGAUCCAGUCCAGAAUACCACAAACUUUGAGAAUAUAUCUAUAUAUGACUUCUUUGUGUGGAACCAUUAUUAUUCCGUGAGCAAAACCUUUCUGGGCCCAGGUCAGGGGAGUGAGGGAGGAAUAGAUUUUUCACAUGAAGGUCCUGCUUUUCUUACUUGGCACAGAUACCAUUUAAUGCAGCUGGAAAGAGACAUGCAGGUAAUGCUUCGAGAUCCUUCUUUUGCUCUUCCUUACUGGAAUUUUGCCAUUGGCGGGAACCAAUGUGACAUCUGCACUGAUGACCUUUUGGGUGCUAGAAGCAACUUUGAUGCCAAUUUGCUUAGUACAAACUCUGUUUUUUCUCAAUGGCAAGUGGUUUGUGAAUAUGUGGAGGACUAUGAAUCCCUAGGAACUAUUUGCAAUAGUACACGUAAUAGUCCAAUUCGGCGUAAUCCUGCUGGAAAUGUUGCAAGACCUAUGGUACAAAGACUCCCUGAACCUCAAGAUGUGGCACUUUGCCUUGAAGUGAAUAUGUUUGACACCCCACCCUUCUUCUCAGAUUCUUCUGAAAGUUUUCGAAAUACCCUUGAAGGUUACAGUGAACCUAAUGGGCAGUACAAUCCAACAGUUCGAAGCCUUCAUAACUUGGCUCAUUUGUUUCUGAAUGGAACUGGAGGGCAGACCCACUUAUCUCCAAAUGACCCCAUCUUUGUCCUUUUGCAUACCUUUACUGAUGCAGUGUUUGAUGAAUGGAUAAGGAGACACAAUGCAGAUUCCUCUCAAUAUCCCCUGGAGAAUGCCCCUAUUGGACACAACAGACAAUACAACAUGGUUCCUUUCUGGCCUCCUGUAACAAAUAAUGAAAUGUUUUUAACCGCACCAGAAAACCUUGGAUAUUCAUAUGAAGUUCAGUGGCCAAGCCGUGCAUUGAGCACCACAGAGAUCAUUACAGUUGCAGUUGUAUCAGCUUUGGUACUGGUUGCAAUUAUUUUUGCUGCUGCUACCUGUAUAAUUAGUCGGCGAAGAAAGAAUGAUGCAUUUCAGCCCCUUCUUGGAGAAUCCUAUCCACGUUAUGCUGAAGAUAGGGAACAAAACACUCAGUCAGUGUGAAAAUAAGGUGAAAAAAAAAAUCUGUGCUUUUUCCUUGAAUUCAAGAUAUUUUUUUUGCCAUGAUAAUGUUGACAUUAUGACCUUCAUGACCUAAUGAUGAAAAUAAAUUGCAUUGUGUCUGUGUUGUGAUUUUUUUUUUUUUUGCCUUGAACAGGCCAGUUUAAGUAAGUCCAUCUUCAAAACUACACAAGUUCCAGCCUAAUGGCAGGUAACAAUUAGUAGUUCACUCAACAAAGUAGUGAUCUAAAUUAGCAGGCCAUAUGCUGGAACCUUUACUUGCCAUUACUGAAGUUCUAUUUAUAUAUUUCAAACCAAAAGAAAGCCAAAACAUUAUAUGGUUAAACAAUGUUACUGGCUAAAUUCCUACAUCAAUAAAAUAUUUUGGAAACUUAA